CAAACAAGGGUCUGUGCUGCGGUGGAAGAGGGCUGAGGACUAGAGAGAUGGCGCGGCACCCGACAGGAGCGCAAGGACUGCUGGUUAGCGGUGGGGGGGCUUGAAAUAUAAAGAGAAUCAGAAAAAAAUAAAAAAACUACAUAUUUAUGUAUAUACCAGAAAAAAGGGGGGAUUCUGAACAGGAUUUUCAAUUUUGCAGAAGAGUACCAGAGGUAGGAGAAUAAUCCCAAACCACUGGAGGACUGAGAGAAGCAGAGGCUGCUGCUGCAAAAACAGAAGAAAAGCAACAAAAGAAGAUUGAACUUUCCUGGACGGGAGGACUUCUGGGCACCAGCUCCCUGCGGUAGGUCAGAUAGAUGGUUUGUCCACAGCGCUGCCCGGAUCAUGAACGCACAGCUGUCGAUGGAGAAUAUUGGCGACAUGCACGGAGUGAGCCAUGAGUCCGUGAACGGUCACGGGGACCUGCUUAGCGGCCACAGUCCGCAUUCCCGUCCGAACCCCCGGGCUCUGGGCCACCGUUCAAUGGGCAUGGCGACCCUGCUGGACGGCGGAGACUAUCACCACGGCCACCCCGGACACCUGCACCCGGCCAUCAGCAUGUGCGAAGCCCCCCAUGGCAUGAGUGCGAGCAGCACUUACACAACCCUAACCCCCCUGCAGCCCUUACCCCCCAUCUCCACGGUGUCGGACAAGUUUCCACCCCAUCAUCACCACCACCACCACCACCAUCCCCAUCAUCCGCACCCUCACCACCACCAGAGGAUCCCGGGGAACGUCAGCGGCAGCUUCACGCUGAUGCGAGAGGACCGGAGUCUGGCUCCUAUGAACAGUCUGUAUCCCGCGUAUCAUCACAAGGAUCCCUGCAUGGGCCAGAGCUUGUCCCCGCUGUCUGGUUCCGGUCUGGCCAGCAUACACACGUCCCAGGCCGGCAUCCCCCCCUACGCGCAUCCCGGUGCCGCCAUGCCCGGUGAGAAGAUGCUCACCCCCAGCGGGUUUGAGGCUCACCAUCCAGCCAUGCUCGGCAGACACACGGAGCAGCACAUGAGCUCCUCGGCGGGCAUGGUGCAAAUCAAUGGCCUCCACCACCACCCGCACGCCCACCUUGGCGCGCAGGGGCACGGCCAGGGCAUGGGGAACGGCCGGGAGCAGGCCUCCGGGCCCGGGCAGCAAGGGGGUGGAGGAGGUGGCGUUAAUGGGGGGCAGAUGGAGGAGGUGAAUACCAAAGAAGUGGCGCAGAGGAUCACCACGGAGCUGAAGCGCUACAGCAUCCCUCAGGCCAUCUUCGCCCAGCGGGUCCUCUGCAGGUCCCAGGGGACCCUGUCCGACCUGCUGAGAAACCCCAAACCCUGGUCCAAGCUCAAGUCCGGCAGAGAGACCUUCCGCCGCAUGUGGAAGUGGCUGCAGGAGCCUGAGUUCCAACGCAUGAGUGCGCUCAGGCUCGCAGGUGAGCGAAGCCUCGCUUGUAAGCGUAAGGAACAGGACCACGGCCGGAGUGAGCGAGGAAACAUGUCCAAGAAGCCCCGGCUGGUGUUUACAGAUGUGCAGCGGCGGACACUUCACGCCAUCUUCAAGGAGAACAAGCGUCCAUCCAAAGAGCUGCAGCUCACCAUCGCCCAGCAGCUGGGCCUGGAGCUGACCACAGUCAGCAACUUCUUUAUGAAUGCACGCCGACGGAGCCUAGAUAAGUGGGUGGACGACGGCUCCGGUCACCCUGGCCCCAACGGCUGCAUCAAAGCCUGAAGACGGACUGAUCUGACCAACUCAUGGACUGACUUAACUUCGGUGGAAAAGCUUUAAAACUUAGGAGAAACAAAGAGAAACUUAAAAAAAAGACCUUGAAGCAACGUUUUGCCCUUAAACCUGUACUAUAUUGAUAUUUAUAGUAUCCAAAGAUGAAAAAAACAAACCAAAGACUUGUUUGACCUGCUUUAAAAUGUUUGUUUCAGCAACACAUUUAUGUGUAACAUACUGCAAAAAGACUAUAAUUUUACCCCCCCCCCCACACCUUCACACACUCUCACUAUCACUGGUCUCUAGCUUUACUACAACCCUCCUUACCUCCCCACCCCAGUAUCAAUCUAUCAUUCGCCAUCCUUAUCUCUAAUCUGAUUGGUUGGUUUUAAUGACGGGUCCCUAAAUGGAGGUUUAAUCAGCCUAUUGACAGUGUGAUCUGCAGCUGUCCACAGCCUUGAAAAACAGCCAGAAUGUGGAGCUCAGGUGGGAUUGGCCAAUCAACGAUAAAGAAAAUAAUCCUGCAGGAGCGACCGGAUUGUUGUGCAGCCUCAUUCGGAUGGAUGGCGGUGGACUGUCUGUCUUAUCUGUCCAUCGGUCCAGCUGUCUGUCUCUCUAUCAAGCAUUCCAGACAGACAUGGGGAAGCCCAAAAUGUAGACUGCUAACCCAGAACCACCCCCAAACAAACUAAACCAAAAACCCCCCAACCUCAACCCACAUGGUAGUGCUUUCUUCCAACAUGCUGAAGCGUUUGAAUAAUUUCAAAGUGAGAAACCAAAGCCUUCUACACCCUGACGCCUCUCAUCCAACUUAGAAAUAAAACCACUGAAAAUGCUACAAAGUAAUUUGACCAAAGACUGUAUUUUCUAGCGGAUAAUAUUUUUACCUCAUUCCUUCCCUUAUCUCCUUAAAACAGACUGAUGUUAUAUAAGGGGAGAAUGUUUCUGUUCAUGGUCCAUUAACUAUUUUGAGUCAUUCUGGAAAUCACACAUAAUAACAUAACCCUGAAAGUUAGAUAAAGACAUUUGCCUUAUAGAUGCCUUUUUGAAUCAAACUGAAAGUGAAAGGCUGUUAGUGAAAAUGGAUCCUUACAGAUAUAACCUUUCCUGUAAGUUUCUACAGGUCUGGUUUUUUAACGUUCAAAGCUGUAAACAAAGAAAUCCGCUCUAGUUUUCUCCUCACUGCCGGCUCUACGUGUGGUCUCGACACUGUGAGGUAGACAGAUGGCCUCUGAUGCUUCUUUUUUCUUCUGAGGACAAACUGUGUCCCCACUCUGAUAACAAGCGUUCAGUGUAACUCCGUCAUCCCUCGCGCACCUCAUACGUUUUAGAUUUUUAUCUCCUCAUCGGAGAUGUUGGGCGGAGGGGACGAUAUCAAUGAUCAAAUCAAUUCCAGGUGCUUACACAGCAAUCUCAGCUCGUCACCUGAAU
Molecule: messenger RNA, 3162 nt
Organism: Platichthys flesus (European flounder)
Lineage: Eukaryota; Metazoa; Chordata; Actinopteri; Pleuronectiformes; Pleuronectidae
Gene: onecut1
Product: one cut homeobox 1
Exons: 2
Coding region: 385-1740 (451 amino acids)
Biological process (GO): regulation of transcription by RNA polymerase II
Cellular component (GO): nucleus
Molecular function (GO): DNA-binding transcription factor activity, RNA polymerase II-specific; RNA polymerase II cis-regulatory region sequence-specific DNA binding
Source: RefSeq, a predicted model, not a curated record